Molecule: messenger RNA, 2073 nt
Organism: Aedes albopictus (Asian tiger mosquito)
Lineage: Eukaryota; Metazoa; Arthropoda; Insecta; Diptera; Culicidae
Exons: 1
Coding region: 1-2073 (690 amino acids)
Source: RefSeq, a predicted model, not a curated record
AUGGCCGCCGAGAAGAAAAUUCUCUUGUCCUCCUAUUCUCGCAUGAUGGACAGCAUUAAGUCCCGUGCGGAAAAAUUGCUCAUUUUUGUGCGUUCUUUUGAUUCCGAGAAGCAAGACAAGUCUCUUCUCGAAGACAAGCUACAGUCAGUAAAUGAAAUGCGUUCCUAUUUCCAUGAGACAGAUGUGAAGUUGUACGGGUUGCUCAAGGAAGAUGAGGUCAAAGAUUGGCAAAUGACUAGUGAGGGGAUAGAAGACACGCUCGACGAAAUCCGCCAUCUUAUCCGUAGCAAACUCCGUGACAUAGAUCCCCCAAAGCCAGUGUCAGCCCAAGUUUCCAGUGCAACUAGCCAAGGUUCCCAUCCCAAAUUGCCAGACAUUCCCCUUCCCCGGUUCAAUGGCCAACUCGAAGAUUGGAUUAGCUUCAAGAACCAGUUCAAUGCCCUUGUGAAGCGUCGUGAAGGUCUUUCGGAAAGUGAGAAGUUAUUCUACCUCAAAGCCGCCAUACAAGAUGGUGCCGCGCGCCAUGUUCAGUCAUCCGAGGAUUCCUUCGCGUCCCUUUGGAAGGCUCUUUGUUCGGAGUUUGAGAACAAAAGGAUCCUAGUCGACAAGCAUAUUGCCCAAUUGUUCCAUGUAAAACCCAUUCUCCGCGAAUCUGGUUCAGCCUUGCGAAAUUUGCUAAAUGACGUCACGCGUAACAUUCGAGCCUUAGCCAACCUCGAAUUAAAACUCGAACCUCUUUUGGAGCAGUUUCUGAUCCACUUGGUCUGCACUCGCCUUGAUGCUCGCACUCGGAAGGAUUUUGAGCUGCAAUUGACCGACAACGCCCUGCCAUCCUGGGAUAAGUUGUUGGACUUCCUACAAUCUCGCUGCCGAUGUCUGGAGAACAUCGAACAAGAUGGAAAAGAUACUGCGCCCAAUCAGUCCUCGCGUCUACGACCAGAACGCUCUGGGUCUCAUGUGGUGAGAACCUUACCCGAAAAAUCAUACACCCAAAAUCCCAGCUUCGGUAACGUCACCUGUUUCGUUUGCAAAGGUACACACUUUUUGAAUCGAUGCGACCAAUUUCUGAACCUAGCUCCAAACGAUCGCUUUGCCAAGAUCAAGAGCCUAGGUAUUUGCUUGAACUGCUUCAGCAAUAAGCACUACGUGCACGAAUGCAAGGGUAGCUCGUGUCGUAAAUGUGGUCGUCGACACCAUACGUUGUUGCAUGAAUCCGAUUCGAACUCGUCGUCUUCUGUAAGAGAUGUUCACCAACCACCAGAUUCGCACCCCAUACAACGAUCUUCAACUGCUCCUACCCCCUCGUCGAUCAACUCGGCGAUUAGUCCUGUCUCUCCGUCGACUACACGAUCACGCCAAUACGUACUCUACACAGCUGUCGGGCUUGUAGAAGAUGCUCAUGGGAACUCAAUUGAGUGUCGAAUUUUACUCGAUUGUGGUUCGAUGCAUAAUUUGAUCGCAGCACGACUUGUCAAUGUAUUGAAGCUACCGAAAACGAAUGCGAAUGUCAACAUUCUUGGUGUCACUGGCUCACCUCAAUUGAUCAAAGACAAGGUCAGAGCAACGAUUCGCUCCACCUUGACCAAGGCCUCGUUCAAUUUGGAAUUUUUGGUCAUGAAAAAGGUCACAACCGACCUGCCAAUGAAGUCGUUCCAAAUAGAUUCCGAUCAGAUUCCAACAGAUGUAGCACUGGCAGACCCUUCGCUCAAUCGAUCGCGACGAAUCGAUAUGCUGUUAGGAAUCCAAGUGUUCAAUGAGCUAUUCACAGGUCAAUCGUUUUCGUUGACAGAUGAUCACACGUUCUGGUGUAAAGAGACCAUUUUUGGAUGGGUAGUUGGUGGUGCAGUUUACGAGCAGGGAGCAGAGCAAUCUUCCUCGAACAUGUGCGGAGUCGUGACGAACGAAGCGUUGAGCGAACAGAUGAGCAGGUUCUGGGAAACGGAAGCCAUUCCCGAGCCUCGAAAGUUGACCGAAGAUGAACUAGCUGCAGAACGAAGUUUCCAAGAGAAAUGUCGGAGACUACCAGAUGGGCGAUACGAAGUUGGACUGCCACUCAAGAACAGCAUCGAUUAA